This is a messenger RNA of Musa acuminata subsp. malaccensis (wild Malaysian banana), 1397 nucleotides long. RefSeq names its product 15-cis-zeta-carotene isomerase, chloroplastic. The record is from RefSeq and is a predicted model, not a curated record. Lineage: Eukaryota; Viridiplantae; Streptophyta; Magnoliopsida; Zingiberales; Musaceae. Gene Ontology annotation, molecular function: 9,15,9'-tri-cis-zeta-carotene isomerase activity. Gene Ontology annotation, cellular component: chloroplast. Gene Ontology annotation, biological process: carotene biosynthetic process.
CAUCAACCAAAACUCUCGUUUUUAUAAGGCCUCUCGCUCGUCUCCUUCCCUCACUCGUCCCACUCCGCUCCGCUCCUCAGCAUCUCUCCCUUCUCAUCUUUGCUUCUUGGAAAUGGCGUCUCGACUCCUCCUCUCCACCUCAACGCCUCUCCUCCUCCCCUCUCCCCGCCGCAGCGUCGCAACCCCCUCGCUUCGCUACCCGCCGUCCCUCGCCUUCCCAAAACCCUUUCGAAGCCCCAACCUUUGGCGCCCCAGUUCGUCGAAUUGCCUUCGGUUCUUUGGUAGAACUCACGACAGAGGGACGUCGAUCGGAGGUGCAGAACCCGAGAGUCCGAUCCCUCAGGAAGCUCCCUUCGGCGAGGACUCGGCGGCGUUCGAUCCUGGGCAGCAAAAGCUCUCAUCUUGGGCCUAUUUCACGGCCAUACUCGGUGCCGUUCUCGUCGCGCUCGAUGUACUGUGGAUUAGUCCGUCCACGGGGUUCGGCACGGUGUAUAUCGAUGCGGUUUCUCGACUUUCUGAGCGCCCGGAGGUUGUACUAUUGAUGCUUAUCUUCAUUUUCGCCAUUGUCCAUAGUGGUUUGGCAAGUCUGCGUGAUGAUGGUGAAAAGCUCAUAGGAGAGAGGGUUUACCGAGUUCUGUUUGCUGGGGUUUCACUUCCUUUGGCAGUCAGUGCUGUUGUUUAUUUCAUUAAUCAUCGAUAUGAUGGCACUCAAUUGUGGCAACUUCAGAAUGUCUUUGGACUCCAUGAGCUCGUGUGGUUCUCAUCCUUCGUAUCCUUCUUUUUUCUCUACCCCUCCACCUUUAAUCUUUUAGAAGUUGCAGCUGUUGAUAAGCCAAAAAUGCACCUCUGGGAAACAGGAAUUAUGAGAAUCACCAGACACCCACAGAUGGUUGGACAGGUAAUAUGGUGCUUGGCCCAUACACUGUGGAUUGGAAACACUGUAGCAGUGGCGACCUCUGUUGGCCUGAUAGCUCAUCACAUAUAUGGUGUUUGGAAUGGUGAUAGGCGGCUGGCAGUACGAUAUGGUGAAGCUUUCGAAGUUUUAAAGAGCAGAACAAGUGUAAUUCCUUUUGCAGCAAUCUUGGAUGGGCGUCAAAAGUUGCCCAAGGAUUAUUACAAGGAAUUUAUCCGGCUACCUUACUUAACGAUCACAAUUUUGACUCUGGGUACAUAUUUGGCACAUCCACUUAUGCAGGCAUUCAGUUUUCGACUUCAUUGGUGAUGCCAGCUUGCAGUAUUUUGUAUAGUAUUUAUUUAAGAUCAGCACAGAUGUGAUGCUGAAGCCAAAUCCAUUUUUCAUGUGAUAAAACUGUAGGGACAAAUUUCCAGGCAUUUUCAUCAUAUAGUUGAAGGAUUCUAUUGUAAAGAAUGUUGAAAGCCUUCUCUUUACAGUUUCA